AUGACUGACGCAGCCGUAGCUCCCGUUCACAAAUCACCCAAGAAGAAGACCUCAGCCAAGCCUAAGGUGCCAGCUGCUCACCCGAAAUAUGUAGAUAUGAUCAAGGCUGCAGUCGCUUCCUUGAAGGAAAGGGNCGGCUCCUCCAGACAAGCCAUUUUGAAGUACGUCAUGGCAAACUACAAAGUCGGCACAGACCUGAAAGCAGUUAACUCCAGAAUAAAGAACGCUUUGAAAAACGGCGUCAAAGCUGGUACCCUGAAGCAGUCGAAAGGCACUGGGGCUGCCGGUUCCUUCAAACUCGGUGAAAGCAAAAGCGAGAAACCCAGCAAGGUGAAAAAAGUCGCCGCCAAGAAGCCUGCUGCCAAGAAAGCCUCUACACCAAAGAAGCCAAAAGCCAAGAAAACUACCACCAAGAAGACAGCUACACCCAAAAAGACCAAAGUCGCCGGUGCCAAGAAGACAGCUGCCAAACCUAAAAAAGCUGCUCCCAAGAAGGUGAAAACGCCCAAAAAGGUUAAAACUGUCAAACCCAAAAAGGCUUCACCAAAAAAAAAGACCGCUGCUAAAAAGGCCUAA
Messenger RNA from Lottia gigantea (owl limpet), 576 nucleotides. RefSeq lists its product as hypothetical. The transcript has a single exon. Gene Ontology annotation, molecular function: nucleosomal DNA binding; structural constituent of chromatin; double-stranded DNA binding. The coding region runs from base 1 to 576 and encodes 191 amino acids. Gene Ontology annotation, biological process: negative regulation of DNA recombination; chromosome condensation; nucleosome assembly. The record is from RefSeq and is a predicted model, not a curated record. Gene Ontology annotation, cellular component: nucleus; nucleosome. Lineage: Eukaryota; Metazoa; Mollusca; Gastropoda; Lottiidae.